This is a messenger RNA of Malassezia sympodialis ATCC 42132, 2682 nucleotides long. RefSeq lists its product as uncharacterized. Gene Ontology annotation, cellular component: mediator complex. Bases 1 to 2682 code for a protein of 893 amino acids. Lineage: Eukaryota; Fungi; Basidiomycota; Malasseziomycetes; Malasseziales; Malasseziaceae. The transcript has 2 exons. Gene Ontology annotation, biological process: regulation of transcription by RNA polymerase II. The record is from RefSeq and is a predicted model, not a curated record. Gene Ontology annotation, molecular function: transcription coregulator activity.
AUGGACGGAGCUGGCGAAGUCCUGGGCAGCACGGUCUUGGCAUGCCUUGCCGAGGAUCUGGCGCCCACGGAGGCGUAUGAGCGCAUUGCAGCUGUGGCGCCAAAGCUAGGGACGCAGUCGUUGUAUUCAUGCCUGUCAGGUACGUGUGAUCCUACUUACUCAGAUGUGCUCGUCCGUCUUGCGCUCGGAUCACGGCCGCCGCCGCCUCUGCUAUUCACAUAUAUCGAGACCAUGUGCGUGUACCGGAGCCCAAAGAUGUUUGCAGAAGAGUACGACGAACGUGUAGUCGUCUUGAGCCUACUCACGCAGCUCUUUGCUUUCAAGCCAGCGGAUCAUGUGGCUGUGGAUACCAUUGCGCAUCUCAUCCUAGAGGCUGGCGGUUAUGCGCAAGUCCUGGAGCACCUACCUACGAAACAGCUUAUUGAUGCUUUUGGACCAUCUACAUGUGAUUUUUGGCGCGCAGCUCUUCGUCUCGUGGGCGAUCCGGGUGCGGCCGGUGCACAACUAUUUGUGAGGCUUGUCCAUGGCGCUGUGCGCGAUGGAUGGCCGCCUGUGCAUGACGAGGACGCACUUGACGUUCUUCUCAGUCAGAUUCAAGACGUGGUUGUACGGAUGGACGGGACACACACUGACAGCGAUGCCGUGCGUCACGCCCUAGUGUCGCUCCAGCAGGGCGUGACAGCUUCCGCCGACGACCUGUUUGACGACGACGUGUCCGCCACACCGACACCCAAAGUCUGGGGGUCAUAUUUUUUCUUCUCGUACACGAGAGCGCUUAUGCAGGCCUGGCGCGAGUCGGACGGCCGCAACCGACGUGUUCCACCGCAGGCUCCGCACCCAGGGCCAGACAUGGUGCUUCUUGUGCAUACACUUGCUAGGCUGGAUAUGGACUGGUCUCGAAAGGGCUCCGCAGCGUUGGGAUUGCUUCAGCUGCGCUCGGCGCGGGCAUCAUCAACGAAUGAGGAAGCGGGUUGCGACACGACUCUCGUCUUUUUGCACGAGCUUAUUGCUGCCACGACUAUUUGUGCAUUGCGCGAACUUGGCGCGGACCCUCGCGCUCGUACCGCUCAGGCAUGGCGCCAUGUAUUUGGUGGUGUACAGCAUGCGCCUCCUACGAGCGAUUCGCUCUCAGGGCGGGAUGUGCUAGCGGCUCAUUUCGCUUUGUACGAGCCGUUCCAGGAGUGGAUGGCCCUGGACCGCACUGCUACUCAGACGCUUGACGUUCCUCCGCUGGCAGAAGCGAUGCACUUGUGUUGGAAUGCAUGGACGCCAUUCAAAACUGACGACCUUCUGGCAUGUGCCUCUUCGGCUGUACAGGCCUACGGACAGUCGGUUCGGACAUGCUUGGACGAGGCGCCACAGCGAAUGGACAGCCUGGUGCCUCAAGCCUUGGCAAAUGCAUCGCUGCAGUACAUGCUGGCGACUGAAAUCCGCCGCGUUCUUGCUUUGUGGAUGGAAAAACAGGCAGACAUGCGACUAGUCGUGGCACUGUGUCGCUCGUUAGAAAUUCAUGUCCCGCUGGCUCAAGACAUGCUCUUUCUGUACGUUGACCCCCAUGAGCUGUGCCAAGCACUGGAAGCGGCCCUCUCACGCAUGCCUGCGUCGCUGUGGGUAAACGCUGACGAACUUGCCUCGACCGGACGUGCCAUACUCUUCUUGGCCCUAGUCGCCUCACAUUGUACUCAAGCGGUGCCAUCCGUGGGCGAGGCGCGUGCAUUCUUCACGCUGGAUGUGUCUGUGCCUGCACGCGAAUCUCUUGCUCCGCCGACGCGCGAGCUGCUGGAUCGGUGGUGCUGCGAGCUGACGGCAGGUCAAGGCAUCUCUGAUACGCUGCUUGCGGCCUCGCCCCCGUGGACCAUGUAUUCCCUUGCGCCCAUCGUGCUGGCACAGCUUUUGAAUGCACACCAAUACACGAUGAUUGACACACAGACCUUGCACUCGGCCGUGUCCUACUUUCUCCAGGCGCCACUGCGCCAUACCCUACAUACAACGCUGCGAUGGCUUGCUAGCUACACCCACCAAACCCACGUCCGUGCCUACUAUGCUUCACAUCUUCACGCUCAUGUAUGCACCUGCCUCGAUGUCCUACAAAUCCUGCUCCUCUCUGACGCCUGCUGUCCCCUGGUGUGCACGCUUGCAAUGCCCGUUGUGCUUCCGCUGCUUCGGUAUGAGCAGCUGGCAACGAUACCCGGUACCGCCGGAAACACCCUGCGUACCUGCUGCCAACUCCUUGAGGCGAAGUAUGUACACUCCCGUGCUGCGCCCGCCACCUGGCUGGCUCACGCCCUGAGCAGGGAGGAGAGCCGUGCCUCUCUCUGCCAAUGGGUGGCGACGACUAGCUCUGCUGCGGCGCACGAUACCACGACGGCACAUACCUGGCUCUCGCUACUACAACAUACAAUGCCUGACGACACGUGGACGGUCCAACUCCUUGGCACGGCCCUGGUUCUUGCACCGCCUCCGGCAGGGGCGGCGCCCGUGCCCCUUGCCCUCGUAAGAUUUGUGCUAUCUCGCUGGGACGCAGCGUGCGCAAGCCAUGACACCAUUCAGAGAAUGGUCGCUGUGCUCAGCAUGAGCAUGGCCUUAUCACAACAGCUGCCGGGAGGCUAUGAGGCGGUGCAGAGCUUACUGUAUAGUUUCUCGGAAGGAGCGCUCACCAAAGCGCUUCGUGACGCACUGUAG